CAAACCCCCACAAGUCUCUUUGCAUCACCAUCACCAGUCAUUACAUUUAUACACUGAAAAGAUGGCGACUCUCAAAGUACCAGCUUGCGUUCCUUCUCCUCAUGAAGACUCUGAGCAGCUCAGGAAGGCUUUUGAAGGAUGGGGCACAAAUGAGGCAUUGAUCAUUUCCAUACUGGCUCACAGGAAUGCUGAUCAGAGAAGACAAAUUCAGAAGACUUAUGCUGAAACUUAUGGGGAGGAGCUUCUUAAGUCACUGGAGAAAGAACUCUCAAGUGAUUUUGAGCGCGCUGUGCUGCUGUGGACACUGCAUCCAUCUGAGCGUGAUGCACUUUUGGCUAAUGAGGCUACAAAGAUGUUCACUUCAAGCAAUUGGGUUCUCAUGGAAAUAGCUUGUUCUAGGUCUUCACAUGAUCUACUCCAGGUUAAACAGGCUUACCAUGCUAAGUUCAAGAGAUCCCUGGAGGAGGAUAUUGCAUUUCAUACAUCUGGAGACUUCCGCAAGCUUUUGGUUCCUCUUGUGAGUACUUACCGAUAUGAAGGAGAUGAAGUGAACGUUACAGUAGCGAAAAGAGAGGCUAAGAUACUUAAUGAGAAAAUCAAGGACAAACACUACAAUGAUGAGGAGCUCAUCAGGAUCUUCACUACCAGGAGCAAGGCACAGCUGAACGCUACUUUCAAUCAGUACAACAAUGCGUUUGGAAAUGCCAUUACCAAGGAUUUGAAAGCUGAUCUAGAUGAUGAGUUCCUCAAACUACUAAGAGCAACUGCCAAGCUCUUGACCUACCCUGAGAAAUACUUUGAGAAGCUUCUCCGUCUGUCUAUCAACAAGCUCGGGACAGAUGAAGGUGCACUUACUAGAGUUAUCACCACCAGGGCAGAGGUUGACCUGCAUCGCAUCAAAGAAGAAUACCAGCGCAGAAACAGUGUUCCUUUGGACCGUGCAAUUGAGAAGGAUACUUCUGGUGACUAUGAGAAGUUUCUCCUGGCGCUACUUGGACAUGGAGACUGCUAAGCACGGUUCCCGUUCCCUUAUUAAUAAUUAUGAAGAUAGUUCAUGUCAUAUGCCAUGGCUUGUCUUUGCUUGAAUUCGUCUAUUUUAUGGUUUGUGUGGACUCUGUUCUAUUUAUCUUGCUAGUCUGGCAGUGAGAUUAUGAAUCUGAGUUGGUGUGAUUUAAGAAUUGCGUUCCUGUUACAGUUACUCCUAGUUAUAUAUCUUAAAUUUUGGUUCCCCUUA
Messenger RNA from Argentina anserina (silverweed cinquefoil), 1234 nucleotides. RefSeq names its product annexin Gh1-like. Lineage: Eukaryota; Viridiplantae; Streptophyta; Magnoliopsida; Rosales; Rosaceae. Gene Ontology annotation, molecular function: calcium-dependent phospholipid binding; calcium ion binding. Gene Ontology annotation, cellular component: cytosol; cytoplasm. The transcript is spliced from 5 exons. The coding region runs from base 62 to 1012 and encodes 316 amino acids. The record is from RefSeq and is a predicted model, not a curated record.